Messenger RNA from Oncorhynchus gorbuscha (pink salmon), 2331 nucleotides. Its product is annotated as zinc-binding protein A33-like. Bases 325 to 1731 code for a protein of 468 amino acids. The transcript has 6 exons. The record is from RefSeq and is a predicted model, not a curated record. NCBI's taxonomy places the organism in Eukaryota, Metazoa, Chordata, Actinopteri, Salmoniformes, Salmonidae. Gene Ontology annotation, molecular function: zinc ion binding; protein binding.
AAAAUCCGUGAACCGGAAGUACUUAGUUAUUCUUGCAUGCGUCACGGCAGUAUGAGACAACACUCCUAUCGUUUGUUUGCGGAUGGCCAUAACAUUAUAGAGGAAGAGUCACAAUAACAACACAGCUCACUUGCCUUCACAGCAAAGAAGUUAACUUUAUUGUAUUACUCGAUGCGUUGCAAGUGUAAGCUACAUGUGUUACAAACAAUACGUCAAGAAACAAUAACGAAGCAGCUUGUUUGAGUUAGCAGCGAAACUCACGUGAAAGUUUGCCAGGACGGCUGUUAUUUUUCCCGAAGGAAGACGUUGGAUUUGAGGGGGAAAAUGGCCACCACAUCUUCUCUUCCAGAGGAGGACCUCACCUGUCCCGUAUGCCGAGACAUCUUCAGAGACCCAGUCAUCCUGUUGUGUAGCCACAGCUUCUGUAAAGACUGUAUACAUGGCUACUGGAGGGAGAGAGAAGUGAAGGAAUGUCCAGUUUGUAGGAAAAGAUCAAAACUCAGUGAUGCACCCCUCAACCGGGCUUUGAAGAACCUCUGUGAGGCCUACUCAAAGGAGAAAGCAUCUGCAGGUGUCCUCUGCAGUCUGCAUGGGGAGAAAUACAAACUUUUCUGUCGUGACCACGGACAACCUGCUUGCCUGGUGUGCCAGACUUCUGAGUUACACACAAACCACACGUUCUGCCCCAUGGACGAAGCUGCCAAAGAAUAUAAGGAGUCUGUGCUGAAGCUCCUACAGAACAAACUGGAGGUCCUUGAGGCAGACAGUCGAAAUUGUGUUCAAACGGUAGAUACUAUCACGAGCCAGGCCCUGUCCACAGAGAGGAAAAUAAGGGAACAGUUUGAGGAGCUUCACCAGUUUCUACGGAAUGAAACGGUAGUCAGGAUAGCUGCCCUGAAGCAGGAAGAAGACAACAAGAGUCAAAUGAUCAUGAGGAAGAUUGAGGAGAUGAACAGAGAGAUCUCGUCCCUUUCUGACACCAUCCAAACCCUAGAGGAAGAGCUAGGGGCUGAAAACAUUUCUUUGCUACAGGACUACGAGGUCAUCAAGAAAAGAGUUCAGUGCAUAUUGCCAGAUCCAGAGAGGGUUUCAGGGGCGCUGAUUCAUGUGGCCAGACACCUUGGCAACCUGCAGUUCAGAGUCUGGAAGAACAUGCAGGAAAUUGUUGAGUACACUCCUGUGAUUCUGGAUCCCAACACUGCUCACCCAGAUCUCAUCCUGUCUGGUGACCUGACCAGCUUCACAUGCAGACUCAGUGAUGACCAACAGCAGCUUCCUGACAACCCAGAGAGGUUUAAACACCGCUAUGCUGUCCUGGGCUCCGAGGGCUUCAGCUCGGGGACACACAGUUGGGACGUAGAGGUUGGGGACAGCAAAGAGUGGGCAGUAGGUGUAGCCAUAGAGUCUUGCGAUAGGAAGGAGACGUCUCGGUGGCAUAUUAGUGGAGUCUGGUAUGUACUCUCAAGAGAAGGGAGUGACUAUAUUGACCAAGUGUCACCGAAUGCAUGUUACUGUCUUGAACCCUUUAAAGUGAAACCCCAGAGGAUCCGAGUGCAGCUGGACUGGGACAAAGAAACGGUGUCACUUUCUGAUCCUGUCAAUAACCAACGCAUUGGGUGUUUCUUCAAAAACCCUCAAAUAUUUUCACUGAGUUUCACUGAGAGAAUUUUUCCGUUCCUCAGUGGGGACUAUGUCAGGGUUAUGCCAGUGAAGGCCUCUGUAACAGUAUAGUACAGUUAGAGCUGAUCAUUACACACGUCGGGGCUCCUGUGAAAACAAAACUACAAGCUAAAAGGCAAUUGACACCAGCGAUUGCUGUGGGAACCAUUGUUGACCAAUUUCAAAUGCAUUAAUUGAAAUGAAUCAGUUGGUUCAUUUUAAUGCGUCUUAAUAUCAGUAAACCCUUGUCUGAUAGACAUGAGAACUGCGGGUUUAGUUCUGUUUGCUGUUUUUCAGUGAUUGUGCCUGCUGCUGAAUCUCUUUCAACGUCGACUUAAUGGGACAGAUUUGGAAUAUAUCGGGGGUUUUCCAUUUUGAAUGCCAGGUGUACUGAACACAGAUAUCCUCGUUGGACUUUUGAACAGUUUGUCUAGAGAAAUGUUACUGUUGUUCAGUUAAUCUUCUAGUGAAGUAUCCGCUAACCAAGUAUGAUACGGCAAUCUGUCAGUCAAUGACAUUCAUUAAUUAGUUGAUGCAACACUACCUUUGACUCAGCCAGGCUUUGACUGAGAUCCCACUCCCCCUCUCUCCCACUUCCUCUCCAAAGAUCCGACUCUCUCCCACUUCCCCUCCAAAGAUCCGACUCCCUCCCACUUCCUCUCCAAAGAUCUG